AUGGCCUCGUCGGCCUACGAUUCGCUCCGCCAGGACUCGCCGCGGCCCGGCAACCGCGCGCCGUCCACCGGCGAGGCCGGCGCGGCCGACGACGCGUGGCAGAGCGUGUCGCGGACCUUCUUCUUCAGCGUCAUCGCCGUCAUGAACCAGGUGACCUUCGGCUACGACGUCGGCGCCGUGUCCCAGUGCCUCGUGCCCAUCCAGAAGACGUUCCACCUGACGACGUUGGAAGUGGGCGCGGUGACGUCGGCGCUGAACUACUUCGCGGCGGGCGGCGCGCUCGUCGUGAGCGGGUUGCUCCUGGACCGCAUCGGCCGGCGGGGGUCUUUGCUGGUGGCCGCGGGGCUGCUGAUUCUAGGCGGCUGCGUCGUCGGCGGCGCCUGGAGCUUCGAGGCGCUCGUCGCGGGCCGCUUCGUGCAGGGUCUCGGCGUGGGCGCGUCCUGGGCGUCGUCGGGCAUUUAUGUGACGGAGAUCGCGCCGAGCCACAAGCGCGGCGCGCUCGUGUCGCUGGUCGACUCGCCGCGGUGGCUGCUGGCGCGGCGGCGGGACGACGAGGCGCGCGUCGCCGUGCGGAAGCUGAGAAGAAGGGGCGCGCCGGAGGCCACCGUCUCCGACGCCUUCGACGCCCUGCGGCGGCAGCGCGACGCGCACGCCGCGGGCGACGACGUCGUCGAGGGCACGUGGGCCGGCGCCGCGGCGUCGAAGGAGGGGAAGUACGCCGCGUUAUUGGGCGUCGCGCAGCAGGCGACGGGCACGGAGGCCAUCCUCUACUUCGCGCCGACGGUGCUGCCGAAGCACAACCCCUUCGACGCCUUCCUGGGCAACGUGGGCAUCGGGCUGGCCAAGUUCGGCGGGGAAGUGGUGGCGUCGUACCUCAGCGACAGCCCGCGGCUCGGCCGCCGCGCGAUGAUGGUCGGCGGCAACGUCGGCGUCACGCUCGGUUUAUUGGCCUUCGGCGUCCUCGUGCGCGGGCCCCCGGGCCACACGGCGGCGUUGAUUGUGGCGCUGUCGCUCGUCAUGCUCUCGUUCUCGCUGGGACCGGGCCCGUUCACGACGGUCUUCGUCAACGAGGUCGUCCCGACGCGCAACCGGGCCAAGUCGAGCGCGCUGUCCUGCUUCCUGAACCGCAUCACGUCGGCCUGCGUCGCCCUGUCCUUCCUGCCCCUGUCCCAGGCGUGGGGCGCGUCCGCGGUCUUCUUCUCCUACGCGGCCGUCGCCGCGGCCUGCACGGGCCUCUACGCGGCGACGCUGCCGGACACGCUCGGCAAGUCCCUGGAGCAGAUCGGCGCCCAGGCGGGCGAGGCGGGGCUCGUAUAG
Molecule: messenger RNA, 1317 nt
Organism: Aureococcus anophagefferens
Lineage: Eukaryota; Pelagophyceae; Pelagomonadales; Pelagomonadaceae
Gene: SOC9
Exons: 2
Coding region: 1-1317 (438 amino acids)
Biological process (GO): transmembrane transport
Cellular component (GO): membrane
Molecular function (GO): transmembrane transporter activity
Source: RefSeq, a predicted model, not a curated record